Molecule: messenger RNA, 1551 nt
Organism: Aureobasidium musti
Lineage: Eukaryota; Fungi; Ascomycota; Dothideomycetes; Dothideales; Saccotheciaceae
Source: the annotation of a GenBank genome assembly
AUGGCUGACCCACUAUACGAACUUCUUGCACCCUACUUCGACCGGCCUACCCCAGCGUCUACGACACGCGAGUCGAUACCUCUGCCAAACGACCCUACAACGAGCGCCUAUCUAGCUCGGCUACCCACCCUUUCGCUACAGUCAUUGACCACAACUGAACCCUCCUACCUCAACUCAGCAACUCAGUCAAGUCUACGCUCCUUGCAGGCAUUAUCCAAGCGCUCGCAUCGCUCCGUCAUUACCGCAACUGAUCACCUCUCGAGUCUUUCUACCCUUCUUCCCUCGCUUUACACGCAGUCAAAGGAGUUGGAAAAUGCAUUGCCGAAUCUGGAGUCGGCUGCUACAAGCUUUGCGACUAAAUACGAUAGGAAUACCGACAAUGCCGUGCUUGACAGGAGGAAAAGAGCAAUGUUGCUAAGCAGAAAUGUGGACAGAGUCAGCGAUGUCAUGGAGCUACCAACAUUGCUAUCUACCGCUAUAAGCUCCUCGUCAGCUGCUGUUACUCAAGGCACUGGAGGCGCAGCUGCUUCUGGUUAUGCUUCUGCCCUGGACUUGCAUGCACAUGUUAAACGUCUGAGAACCUUGUACCCAGACUCCAACCUGGUAGGAGAUAUCUCGCGACAGGCCGACGACGAAAUUCAGAAUCUCAUAACUGUCUUGAUCAAUGGUCUACAGAAUCCCUCACUCAAACUUGCUGGAGCGAUGAGGAUGAUCGGUUGGUUGCGACGUGUCGCCCCUGAACUUGCCGAUGAUACGUACAGCAGCGUGAACGGACAAACAAGAGGAAGAUCUUUGGGAGCUGCCACAGGGGAAGGAUCAUUGGGGGCGCUAUUCUUGGUGUGUAGGCUGGGUACACUACGGCGGACGCUCGAAGCAUUAGACCCUCUGAAGGACCUUGCAGAUCAAGAGACAAGCCGACGAUCAGAACACAGUGCUCGUCAAGAAGCCUGGAUNGGGGGCGCUCAGACCGAACGUUAUUUGAAAAGAUAUGUCGAAGUGUUCCGCGAGCAGAGCUUCGCCAUCAUCUCGAUGUACAAGAGCAUCUUUCCAUCGGCAUUACCGAUGCCUGGAGUGGCUGGAUCAGAUAUCACAUCGCCUGCUGGUACGCCAACACAGACCUCAAAUGCUUUAGAUGAUGCAACAACGUCCUUNUUCGAAACCGACGACGAAAAGACACCAUCGGCGCUUGCGACUUUCGCACCGCAUCUAGUCGACAUGCUUUCUGAUACUUUACGGACUUAUAUGCCGAAUAUCUCAGAAAGGUCGUCAAGGGACAGUCUACUCACUCAGGUACUAUAUUGCGCAGGCUCUUUGGGGAGACUAGGUGCAGACUUUGGUAUGAUGCUGGCCCUCCUUGAAGACGAAUUGAACGAAGAGGCCGAGGCUGGCGACACAAAACCCGUAGACGAGGAUGAGCAUGAAUGGGUCCAAGUCAUGAAGAAACACAGAGUGCAGGCUAGUAGACUAGAAAUCCUGGCGAGCGGUGUUGGGUCUGGGCGGAAGACAAGUGCCAGUCUUGAAUCUCGCAGGCCUUCUGCCGUUCCUGGUUAA